AUGGUCAACCUCUCUGCCGCCCGACGCUCGCGGCUAUUCCUCGUCAUCUGCGUUCUCUGCGCGACAAUCAGCGCCAGCAGCGGCCAAUGGGUGGGCGUGUCGCUCGGCCUUGACUUGUCGUCGCAGCCCAUGGACCCAGCACGCGCCGUGUCGCUCAUCAAAGCGCGCGGAUUCUCCGCGGUGAAACUUUUCCGCCCAGACGGGCCCACGUUCACCGCGCUAGCUGGGUCCGGGCUGGAGGUGGUGACGGCGGUGCCCAACGACCGCCUGGCGGAAUUCGCGGCGGGCAGCGCGGCGGCCCUGAUGUGGGUGGACGCGAAUAUCAUGCCAUACGCCGACAAGUGCAACAUCACCGAGAUAUCCGUGGGCAACGAGGUGAUGGGGCAGCGCGAGGGCGCGAACGACGCGCUCCACUCUCUAGUGCCGGCCAUGGAGUCGCUUUACUCGGCGCUGGAGGCGCGCAAGCUGCACGGGCGCGUGAAGGUGACGAGCCCGCAGGACAUGACGUUUCUCGCCGCGUCCUUCCCGCCGUCCGCGUCCGACGUGCACCCCAGCAUCCGCGACGAAAUGACCAAGCUGCUCACUUUCCUCAACCGCACAGGCUCGCACGCGGUGCUCAACUGCUACCCGUUCUUCGCGUACCAGUCGGCGCCGCAGCAGCUCUCGCGCGACCUCGUGUUCUUCAAGGGCGCAACCAGCGGCGGGUACAGCGACGGGUCGCUCUUCUACAGCAGCAUGCUGGACGCCAUGAUCGACGCCGCUAUCGCCGCCUUUGAAAAGCUCGGAUUCCCCAACAUCCCCAUCACUGUGGGCGAGGUGGGGUGGCCGACAGCAGGAUCACCCGUGGCAUCCCUCUCAGACGCAGCAGAGUUCAACGGAGCACUCAUCGACCACAUCACGUCCGGCCAGGGCACGCCCAAGCGCCCAGGCGUGCCCAUCCGCGCAUACGUCUUUGCAAUGUUUGAUGAGGAUCUCAAAGACGCGGGGCCCGGCGCGUUCGAGCACGCGUGGGGCGUCAACUAUGCCAACGUGCCCGCACCCACGCCGUCACCGGCACCGCCGUCCCUCUCCCCACCACCCCCUCCCAGCACGUCCCCACAAACCCCCCCGCCGGAUUCCCCACCGCCCACGUGUGAUGCAGCAGCGGAGAGUGCAUGGAACGCCAUGGCAUGGGCGUGUGGGGCAGGGCACGUGGCGUGUGGGGACUUGAAUGGGGAUGGCAGUGGGUGCUGGGCGGGGCAGAGCAGCAGCGGGCAGGUGGCUGUGCAGGCUAGUGUGGCAAUGAACAGGUAUUUCCAGGCAGCAGGGCAGGGGGAAGGCACGUGCGACUUUGGUGGUUCCGCUGCUGUGGUGUCAGCUGUGCCAGCCGUUCUGGCAGGGUGUGGGCUGGAAUCUGGAAAUGGCAAGUGGUGUGUGGCCGCAUGCCUACAGUAG
This is a messenger RNA of Closterium sp. Naga37s-1, 1434 nucleotides long. The record is from the annotation of a GenBank genome assembly. Lineage: Eukaryota; Viridiplantae; Streptophyta; Zygnematophyceae; Desmidiales; Closteriaceae.